Messenger RNA from Trichogramma pretiosum, 1681 nucleotides. RefSeq names its product sulfatase-modifying factor 1. NCBI's taxonomy places the organism in Eukaryota, Metazoa, Arthropoda, Insecta, Hymenoptera, Trichogrammatidae. The coding region runs from base 320 to 1420 and encodes 366 amino acids. The record is from RefSeq and is a predicted model, not a curated record. Gene Ontology annotation, cellular component: endoplasmic reticulum. The transcript is spliced from 4 exons.
UUAUUUACCUAACCUCGCGCAGCAGAUCUGCAACUUGCAAGACACAUAUAGCAGUAGGGAAAUAGACAUCCUGUUGUCGGCGGCUCGUCUUGCAGCGGCGGCAGCAGCGAUUGACAAACAAAUAUCCUCUAGUCCGCAAUGACGUAAAAAAGCAGGCGAUGACUCGAACGUUAGGCCAAUAAAUCAGUGCACUUUACAAUAGAAAAAUCAAUCUUGGCUGUGUUUUCGUCUUCUUCAUCUUCUUCUUUUUUUCAAACUCUUGAAGUAUUAGCAUAUAGAGUGUAUAACAAUACACACAUACAGUAUUAGCAAAAAAACAAUGAGCAACAAGGUGCUGUCAAUGAAUCGCGUACGCGGAUACGUCUGCCUGUUGUAUUUUUGCGUGAUAAUAGCGCACGCCAACGAGCAGCAGGAUGAAAAACCGCAACAAGACUGCGGCUGCGGCAAAAAUCUCAAUAGACAGAGCGGCGACAAUAAGCUCGACGAAGGCUCUUGUCCUGUCAAAAGCAACGCGGAGGACUAUGACGAGCUCGACGACGAGAUCGUCAAGCCCAUUCACAAGGCCGUGCUCACCGCUAAUAUGGCCGAGAUCAAAGCCGGAGUCUAUCACAUCGGCACCGACCAGCCGUUUUUCGUCAACGACGGUGAAGGUCCCAGACGAGCCGUUGACAUAGACGGCUUCUUCAUGGAUAAGUACGAAGUGAGCAAUGCGAAUUUCGAGGAGUUUGUCAAAGCUACUGGUCACAAGACCGAGGCUGAAGUUUUUGGAGACUCCUUCGUUUUUGAAGGACUGCUCAGUGAAAAAACUAAAAGUACCAUUGACCAAGCUGUAGCUGCAGCACCUUGGUGGCUACCGGUGAAAGGUGCUUCGUGGAAAAAUCCUGAAGGAUUAGAUUCUUCUAUCAAAGAUCGAAUGGAUCAUGCAGUUAUUCAUGUUUCGUGGAACGAUGCAGUGGCAUAUUGUAAGUGGAUGGGCAAAAGACUUCCAACAGAAGCUGAGUGGGAAGUUGCAUGUAGAGGAGGACUCAAGGAUAGAUUAUAUCCAUGGGGAAAUAAAUUGACACCAAACGAUGAGCAUAGAACCAAUAUUUGGCAAGGUGAAUUCCCAACAAACAACACUGAGGAGGAUGGAUUUUUUGGCACCUCUCCAGUAACUCACUUUCCUCCCAAUGGCUACGACAUUUACAAUAUAGUUGGAAAUGUUUGGGAAUGGACAUCUGAUUGGUGGCAACCUUCUCAUGAUGUGGGAACUCUUAAAAAUCCUAAAGGAGCAGUCUCGGGUAAAGAUAAGGUGAAGAAAGGUGGAUCGUAUCUCUGCCAUCACAGCUAUUGCUACAGAUACAGAUGUGCUUCCAGAAGUCAAAAUACUCCUGAUACUUCAGCUGGGAACCUUGGUUUUCGGUGUGCAGUAUCUGCAUAAAAAAUGUGCAUUCCAACAUGAGCUUUCCUAAAAGAUAUUUUUACAUUUUAUACAAAUAGAACAGCUUCACAAGUUAUUUUGUUAUUAUUUUAAUGUUAUCAGUAUUUUUGAUUAUUUUAUUGAUGUUAAUGCUUUUCAACAAUUUGAAAGUUUAUCUUACCAUAGCUACAAUAUGAAUAAAAGCUUUGGACUACAAUUCUAUAAGUAUUAGACAAAAACUUACUAUUAUUAGUAGAAUCUCCAAACUUUUUAAUAAAACAU